Molecule: messenger RNA, 1962 nt
Organism: Penicillium alfredii
Lineage: Eukaryota; Fungi; Ascomycota; Eurotiomycetes; Eurotiales; Aspergillaceae
Product: DEAD/DEAH box helicase
Exons: 3
Coding region: 1-1962 (653 amino acids)
Cellular component (GO): nucleus
Molecular function (GO): ATP binding; chromatin binding; ATP-dependent chromatin remodeler activity
Source: RefSeq, a predicted model, not a curated record
AUGAUCCAGAUGUCCAAGUGGGGGGUUCUGGCGCUAGCGACUUGGAUCGCAAGGUUCUCAUAUUUUUUCAACACUUGCCAUGCUCGCGAUCUCGCUGAUAUUGCUGCGAUCCCCGAGGAAACCGCCAACGUGAUCAUCUCGCAACGACCCUAUUCAACAAUGGAUGAUGUGCGCACCAUCAGUGCACCAGUCAAGGACGAUGCCAAGCCCAAGGGCAAGGGCAAGGGACGCAAGCCUCCCAAGCCUAUCGGAGAUAAAAUUGUUGACAAAUGCAUCGACAUGUGGAUUGGAUACCUGGCCAUUGACACUCUGGUGGCGGAAUGCGAGGCGCUUGGCCGGCCUGUCGGCAUGGAAAUGAAGAAAUGGGGCAUCGACCUCUUCGGGAAGCGUGAGGGCGAGCUGGAACUCACAUCGAUCGAUCCCACUAAGUCGCACGAUUCUGGGAUCGCCACGCCUUCUUCGAACCGAUUCUCUGUGGACUCCGACGACAAUGAUCAGCUGGUCCCGGCGGCGCGCAAAUCUCGUCUCAUCUCACAGCCAUCCAUCAUGGCAGAUGAUCUGGAGAUGAAAGACUAUCAAAUUGUAGGAAUCAACUGGUUGGCACUCCUGUUCGAGAAGGAACUGCGUUGCAUCCUGGCGGACGACAUGGGUCUCGGCAAGACUUGCCAAGUCAUCGCAUUCCUUGCACAUCUGUUUGAAAUCGGAAAAUUCUGCCCGAAGCUUUCAGUCAUGCCAUACUACGCUGGUCUGAACGAGCGCGCCGAAAUCCACGAGCAGAUUAAAGAUAACCGCGACAGCAUUAACGUCGUGAUUACUACUUACACGAUUGCCAAGGCCAAGACCGACGCGAAGUUUCUAAGAGACAUGAACUUUUGCCAUAAGGAAGAGUUGAAUGCCGUGUUCGCGAACAAAGCAAAGACGACGGAUGAGUCGCAUACGACCCUGCUAUCGGCGCAGCGUAUCGAGCGUGGCAAGUCCAUGCUAAAGCCAUUUGUUCUGCGACGUAAGAAGCACCGGGUGAUCGAUAUUUCGGCCAAGCACUGCCACGUUCAAUACUGCGAGAUGAAGCCAUCGCAGCGAGGUAUCUAUGAGCACGAAAAGGAACAAGUGCGGCAGCUUCUGGAGGACCGUGCGGCCGGCAAGAAGACCGGAUCAAAGUCAUCCAACAUUCUUAUGAACCUCCGACAAGCAGCGUUUCACCCACUCCUCGCGCAUCGACACUACGACGACACUACCUUGUGCAAGAUGGCCAACGCUUGUCUGAAAGAAGACAAGUGGCCCCUGUCGAACCCUAACAUUAUCUUCGAGGAGCUGCUGCCGUACAAUGACUUCGAAUGCCACUAUAUGUGCCUUGACAACCCGGGAUCGCUCGGCAAGUUCAAGCUGAAGAACGAGGAGUGGAUGGACUCGGGCAAAGUGGACCAACUGCGGGCCUUGCUCACGCGAUUUAUCGCAAACGAGGACCUCACGCUGAUCUUCUCGCAGUUCACGAUGGUGAUGGAUAUCCUCGAGAACGUGCUAGAGACGCUGCAGAUCGAUUUCGUGCGUCUGGAUGGUCGCACCAGCGUCGAAGACCGCCAGUCCAUCCUCGACGCCUUCUACGAGCGAGAGGAUAUCCCCGUCUUCCUGCUCUCGACCAAGGCCGGCGGCGCUAGCAUCAAUCUCGCCUGCGCUAAUAAGGUUGUCAUUUUCGACUCCUCCUUCAACCCCCAGGAGGAUGUCCAGGCCGAGAACCGGGCCCACCGCGUCAGUCAAACCCGCAACAUUGAGAUCUUCCGCUUCGUCACCUAUGACACCAUCGAGGAGCAGAUUUAUGCCCUCAGACAGACGAAGCUGGCUCUGGUUCAGGCGGUUGCGAGUGACGACGCGGGCGGUGCCAAGAACGAGGAGGCCGGCAUGGAGGUCGUCGAGAGGAUGGUGCGUGCCGACCUAGAGAAGGAUUCGGGCACUGACAAGGCUUGA